AAAAAGAUAUACCCUGCUUAUAUAACAACCGUUUCUUCUCUCUCCUCCAGUGACUGUCCCAGCUGUUUCCCGGCUGCUAUAUAUAUAUAUAUAUAUAUUCUUGCCGCUAGCUGACUCAUUCCCUAUAUAACACUCUCUAACUUUUAUACAAACCCGACACCUGUUUCUUGAUUCUGUUAAACAUGGCAUCAUUACCCGGAGCUGAUUCCGGUCAUUAUCCGGAAGAUUUGGAACUUACUCUUUUGCAAGUAGUUCAUCGACAUGGCGAACGAACACCCGUGAGAAAGCGUUUAGAGAAGCUAUUUCCAACUGUUUGGAAAAUGUGUGAUGCCAAUGCCCACAUGUUUGCUACUAUUGUUUCGCUGGAUCCCAGCGCACAAAAGCAGUUUGUUCCUUUACAACGAUUGGUGGACGAGGAUGCCAUCAUUAAGAAGCCUCACGUGCAUUCACCAGGCGCUUGUUACUAUGGCCAAUUGACCAACCUUGGCCGCCACAGUAUGGCUACAUUGGGCGCACGCUUGAGAGAAAUUUACGUUGACAGACUCAAGUUCUUGCCUGACAUAUAUGACCAGAGCAUGGUGACGAUCCGUAGCACGGAUUAUCAACGUACCCAAGAAUCAGUACAGCAGUUGGUUGCAGGUGGUUUAUAUCCAGCCGACAAGCGCGGCGACGAUUUCGUUCUUCAGAUUGCCACUCGUGAUCCAGUAGUAGAAAAUAUGUUCCCCAAUCCAAACUGCUACAGACUGCGCCAACUGGCCAAAGAGUUUAAAAAGGAAGUCGAUGAGAAAUGCAAGGACAAAUUCGAAUCACUCACGGAACGACUCAAGAAUCAUGUUGACUCGGUGUCUUUGGAUAGCCAUCCUUCUGCGAACGGCAUAUUAGAUACACUCGUUGCUGCACGAGCCCAUGGAUUCGAACUCCCUGUAGACAUUGAUGACGGUGUGAUACGCGAUCUUGAGGAUGUGGUUGUACUAGAAUGGUUCCAUGGUGUGAUGCGGUCGGACGAGGCUCGACGCCUCUCUACGGGAAGAAUAGUGGGAGAGAUCCGUGAUCGUAUGGCUGAAAAGGCUAUCGGAGUCAAUGACCGAAAGCUCCAUGUCUAUUCUGGUCAUGAUACUACCGUUGGACCGUUGUUGAUUUCGUUGGGCGGCUUUGACAAUCGAUGGCCACCGUUCAGUAGCUCCGUCAUUUUCGAAUUAUUUAAACAAAAGGGAGCUAGUCCAAGUUGGACAUCGCGACUGUUUGGAGGACAGGAAAAAGGGCCUCAUUUCGUUCGUGUACGUUACAACGACAAGAUCCUUGAGCUGCCUGGCUGCCAAGCAGCCGGCGACCAUCAUGAAAGUGGCGACAAGUCGCUGUGUACCUUUGAAGCAUUCCAAAAGAUUGUCAAAGAUCAAGUUCCUGACAACUGGAAAGAAGAAUGCGCAUACCGUUCAUAAAAAACGUACUGGCUGUUUAUUAGAAUAUCUUUAUUAUUUCUUGUUGGUAAUAAAUAUGAAUACUGCCGUAUUCGUCGUUACAGUGACCAG
Zychaea mexicana is the source of this 1529-nucleotide messenger RNA. RefSeq names its product histidine phosphatase superfamily. Gene Ontology annotation, biological process: dephosphorylation. The record is from RefSeq and is a predicted model, not a curated record. Gene Ontology annotation, molecular function: phosphatase activity. Lineage: Eukaryota; Fungi; Mucoromycota; Mucoromycetes; Mucorales; Lichtheimiaceae. The transcript is spliced from 9 exons. Bases 183 to 1439 code for a protein of 418 amino acids.